AUGCCGGAGGAAUGCGUCACCUACGACGAUCUCUUGAUGCGGAUCCGGGAUCGGCAGCAUAGCAUUCUUGCGCUACUCAUGGCUGGGACUGAUCCUAUGGCGAGCCGGGGGUUAGGCGGCAGCGCCGAGCGCACUGCGGCAGGCGCGGCGUCGCCCUCUUGUCGCGAGACACCCUCGGCCGGCUGUCAUGUUAUUAGCGGCUGGGAACGGUCCGUGAUGGGGGAGCAGGAGUUUGCGUGGGAGGAAGGGGACACCUUCUGCGUCCUGUUCUGGUACAAAUACCAGCAUCUGGCGAGUGGAAAGACGGUGUAUCAGUAUCACUUCGAUGCGAUGCUUGAUGCGCUGGGGUUUCUGGGUGAGGAGGGGAUGGAUCUUGAGAGUUUGGUAGAGGACUAG
Penicillium canariense is the source of this 396-nucleotide messenger RNA. RefSeq names its product gentisate 1-2-dioxygenase. Bases 1 to 396 code for a protein of 131 amino acids. Lineage: Eukaryota; Fungi; Ascomycota; Eurotiomycetes; Eurotiales; Aspergillaceae. Gene Ontology annotation, molecular function: dioxygenase activity. The transcript has 2 exons. The record is from RefSeq and is a predicted model, not a curated record.